Pseudonaja textilis is the source of this 923-nucleotide messenger RNA. Lineage: Eukaryota; Metazoa; Chordata; Lepidosauria; Squamata; Elapidae. The record is from RefSeq and is a predicted model, not a curated record.
AUGAGGAUCGUAGCCGGCGGCGGGGCGGGAGGCGACGCGCCAGAACUCCGUCUGAUCCUGGUGGGCAAAUCCGGCGGCGGGAAAAGUGCCACAGGCAACACCCUCCUCGGCCGUAAGGAGUUCGAGUCCUUCGUGGAAGCCAAGACGACCACCCUGCAUUGCCGUAAAGCGGAAGCGACCUGGCGGGGGAGGAAGAUAGCGGUGAUCGACACGCCGGGCCUUUUCGACCAGGAAGUCUACGAUGAGAUUGCGCGGCGGGAGAUCCUGGCUUGCGUGGAGCUUUCCCAUCCCGGCCCUCACGCCUUGCUUUUCGUGACCCAAGUGGGUCGCUUCACCGCCGAGGACGCACUCUCCGCCCGCUGCGUCCGGGAUAUCUUCGGCGCCGAGUCCGCCGAGCACACCAUCGUCGUCUUCACCUGCGUGGAGGAUUUAGACGGCAGCCCGUUGGAGGAGUACGUCCAAAAAUCGGACAACCGCAACCUGCGAGAAGUGAUCCGGCGGUGCGGGAACCGCGUCUGCGGGGUCAACAACCGGGCCGAGGGCGCCGAGCGAGAGAGUCAAGUCGCCGAGCUGAUGGGGAUGGUGCGGAGCACCGUGGCAGCGAACGGAGGCCGAUACUACACCAACCGGUUGUACCGUGUGUCCGACGUCUCGGACGAGAACGUCCGGGCGUUCCUGACGGAGAACCAAGCGGUCCGAGAACGGGAAGGCCGGAGAUCCUGGAGCCGUGGGGAAAUCCUGACCGUCGUCUUGUCGAUUCUCGUGGUGAUGGGCCUCGUGGUCGUGAUUGUUCUCUUGGUCCGCUUUUCGUGAGGCGGGGUGGGGGUGGAGGAGUUUCCCCUGCUCCCCUCUGCGACCGUCAGGGUUUGGACGCCGACGGACGCAGAGAUCGACGGAUACGUUAGACGUCCGAAACAAGAGCA